Molecule: messenger RNA, 1487 nt
Organism: Aegilops tauschii subsp. strangulata
Lineage: Eukaryota; Viridiplantae; Streptophyta; Magnoliopsida; Poales; Poaceae
Product: RNA-binding protein L
Cellular component (GO): cytosol
Molecular function (GO): mRNA binding
Source: RefSeq, a predicted model, not a curated record
CCCCAUAAUAUCUCGCGUUGGCCCUCACGCGCAUACAUCCCAAUCUCUUCGCGCUAGGGUUCAUCGUACCAGCCGCCAUGAUGCCCCAGCCGCAGCCCGGCGUCGCCCCGCCGCAGUGGGGCGCCAUCCCACCGCCCAUGCCGCCUCACCACCUCUACGCGCCGCCGCCCCCCCAGAUGUGGGGCCAGCCGCUGCCGCCCCAGCAGGCCGCGUACUACGGCCGGCCGGCUGCCCCGACGCAGGCGCCCGCUGGGCACAACGAGGUCAGGACACUCUGGCUAGGGGACCUGCAGUACUGGAUGGACGAGAACUACGUCUACAAUUGCUUCGCGAGCACCGGCGAGGUGCAAUCUGUGAAGCUGAUUCGUGACAAGCAGACUGGACAACUUCAAGGUUAUGGCUUCAUUGAAUUCACAAGCCGUGCUGGCGCUGAAAGAGUUCUUCAGACAUUCAACGGGGCAAUGAUGCCAAACGUUGAGAUGGCAUACAGAUUGAACUGGGCGACUGCUGGUGAAAAACAUGAUGAUGGCGCUGAUUACACAAUAUUUGUUGGUGAUUUGGCUGCUGAUGUCACAGACUACAUAUUGCAAGAGACAUUUAGGUUACGGUAUCCCUCUGUUAAGGGUGCAAAAGUUGUAACGGAUAAACUGACAAUGCGCCCAAAGGGCUAUGGCUUUGUGAAAUUUGGUGAUCCCACAGAGCAAACUCGUGCAAUGACUGAAAUGAAUGGGAUGCUCUGUUCUUCAAGGCCCAUGCGUAUCGGCCCAGCUGCAAAUAAGCAAAAAGCAACUGGAGUUCAAGAGAAAGUACCAAGUUCUCAGGGGGUUCAGACUGACAAUGAUCCUAGCAAUUCCACCAUAUUUGUUGGUGGCCUUGACCCCAACGCUACUGAGGAUGUGUUGAAACAAGUUUUCACUCCAUAUGGUGACGUGGUCCAUGUUAAGAUACCUGUUGGCAAAAGAUGUGGUUUUGUUCAAUAUGCUAGCAGAUUCUCUGCAGAGGAAGCCCUGCUAAUGCUGCAAGGUACCAUGAUUGGAGGGCAGAACGUGAGGCUUUCAUGGGGUCGAAGCCCAUCAAACAAACAAGUUCAGUCUCAACAGGACUUCAACCACUGGGGUGGUGCUACUGCUAAUGCUGGCUACUAUGGCUACGGACAAGGCUACGGGGCUUAUGGAUAUGCUACUCAACCUCAGGACCCAAACAUGUAUGGGUAUGGGACAUAUGCUGGCUACCCAAACUAUCCACAACAAGUAGCACAGCAGCCGCAGCAGGAACCUGUAAAAUCUUCGUUAAGUGUAGAUGCCGUCUGACUUAGGGCAGUCAUGUUAUAUUGACAUCAUCCUGUUACAUCAACAUAUGCUGCUUGAAUGGUAGGUUUUUUUGUUUGUUUGGGAUGGAUGGGAUAUAGAUACCAAAACAUUUUUUUGGUUUAUUAAAAGAAUCGACUAUAUAUUAAGGAAAAAUAAAUCCAUGCUCUUAUAUUGGUA